Mycetomoellerius zeteki is the source of this 1026-nucleotide messenger RNA. Its product is annotated as vacuolar protein sorting-associated protein 13A-like. Gene Ontology annotation, biological process: protein retention in Golgi apparatus; protein targeting to vacuole. The record is from RefSeq and is a predicted model, not a curated record. The transcript is spliced from 4 exons. Bases 655 to 978 code for a protein of 107 amino acids. NCBI's taxonomy places the organism in Eukaryota, Metazoa, Arthropoda, Insecta, Hymenoptera, Formicidae.
CCUUGGCGCCGUUUCCGUUCCCCACUGACCACAUUUCACGUAUACAUCAGCCAGCCGUUCCGCGUUCUUUGGUCCCCUCACCUCGAUACGCGCGGAUAGUUCUACGACAAAACAUCAGCGAAUGAUGUAAUCGGACGUCACCGGUCUAUUUCGGUCUAUUUCGCUUAAUCUACUCGAUGCCGCGACGCAGUGCGUUCCCGUGUUUGUACACAGAUCAACGACGCUGAGGAGAAGACCGGUAAACGCAACAGCCGGGAAUCCGGCUCUGACAGGUCGACGGACAGCUGGGCGGGUCGGGAUCGUACGCCCCCCGGAGUGCGUCAGACGGCACACACUUCUCGGGGAUGACGUAACUCGAAAAGAGAGCUCGGGUGAGUCAAGGUUUCAAGGUUAUGUCCGCCGUGCGACGGUAGUGAACGCUCGCCGUCGCGACGAGCUCCUGUGGAAGACGUCGACGUCGUCGUCGUCGUCGUUGUCAUCGUCAUCGUCAUCGUCAUCUCGUUGUUUCUGCUCUCGGCCAUAUACAUGAUUACACGUACCAUCUAUGUGGAUUAUUGCGUGUUCUGACGAAAUUAAGAGCUGUAUCAUAGUGUCGCAACACAGAGGAAUUACAAAAUUUGAUUGAGAAAAAACGAAAAGAAAACCGGCAGCAAAAUGGUCUUUGAAUCUAUUGUUGCGGAGCUCCUUAACAAGGUGAUGGGCGAGUACAUUGAGAAUUUGGACUAUACGCAGCUUAAAGUCAGUCUCUGGGGAGGCGAUCUUGUGUUAAAUGAUUUGUUGAUAAAAGAGUCUGCGUUAGAUGUGUUGGAUCUUCCAGUGAAAUUAGAAUAUGGUCGCUUAGGGAAAUUGAUAUUGAAAAUCCCGUUCAAAGAUAUGUGGAACGGUCAGAUUGAUGCGAUAGUCGAGGAACUGUUUAUAUUGGUAGUACCUACAAGUCAAGUUUCGUACAAUGAAGAUAAAGAAACAAAAGCGCAGUAGGAAGCGAAACGAGCCGAACUCGCGAGAGUCGAAAAAAGAAAACAAUUA